Molecule: messenger RNA, 2165 nt
Organism: Colletotrichum scovillei
Lineage: Eukaryota; Fungi; Ascomycota; Sordariomycetes; Glomerellales; Glomerellaceae
Product: histidine acid phosphatase
Exons: 2
Coding region: 551-2077 (508 amino acids)
Molecular function (GO): acid phosphatase activity
Source: RefSeq, a predicted model, not a curated record
UUAUUCCUCACGUUUUCACGGAUACAACGUGGGCAAAGGAGAAACGCCCAGCCAGCUCAGCCAGCUGUAUUACUCCGUACUGCACCCGCAGACAUACCGCAGACAUAAAGCAAAGGUCCAGUCUGAUAUACCAAGGUUCCCACGGACCAUUUCCCCUGAAAAACAACCAGGAGCGUACAUCUGCCGUUGUUUCCAAACUACCUUCUUGCAUACAACGGGACCAGUCAUCCAGGCCACACGAGACGAAAGCACAUCCCUUUUCGACAGCUCCUCAUUUACCCGUACCUUGCAGAUACCUCACAUCGACAUCACAUUCCCCAUACCACUCACCCAGACCAGACCCCUGGAACCUGGGAAAGAGGGGGGGGGGAGGAACAAGGGUGUGUAGUGCUGCAGCGGGCGGACCCUUUUCGCCGUUACAUACGCAAGCACACAAACUCACUCAUUGACCCGCGGAACCACUUGGCGGAUCUUGGAUCCCUUUUCCUCUGUCUCUUGUCUCCUGCCAGGCUAGGCUGGUCUACCUGUCUUCCGCCGCGCAACUGCCGCGAUGGGUCGACUCGCCGACGUCGCUACGUCGGCCUACGAGUCCGUGAGGGGCCUGCUGACGGGCAAGGCAUAUAAAUACAACGCCAUCCCUGACGAGGAGGGUGAGAGGGAUGAAGUCGAUGAGUAUCGUGAGAGCCACGCGCCAGACCCGAAACGUCGACUUUGCUUCCUCACAAUCGCCGCCAUGGCUUUUGCUAUUUUCCUCUCAUUAGCCUUGGGCUUCAGUCUCGUCAGCGGCCAGGCACCGCGCAACGGGCUCGAGUCCAUCUCGCAGUUCUGGGGCCAGUACUCGCCCUUCUUCCCCGUGCCGUCCGACAUCGACACCGCCACCCCGCAGGGCUGCGAGGUCACCUUCGCGCAGGUCCUCUCCCGCCACGGCGCCCGGGACCCCACCGCCGGCAAGACGGCCACCUACAAGGCGCUCGUCGACCGCAUCCACGCCAACGUCACAAACUACGGCAAGGGCUUCGAGUUCAUCCAGACGUACCAGUACACCCUCGGCGCCGACGAGCUCACCCCCUUUGGCCAGCGCGAGCUCGUCGACUCGGGCGAGGCGUUCUACAAGCGCUACCAGCCCCUCGCGGCCGCCAAUGACAUCUUCAUCCGCGCCUCGGGCCAGAACCGCGUCGUCGAGUCCGGGCUGAACUGGACCGAGGGCUUCUUCGGCGCCAAGCUCGCCGACGGUCACAGCGGGCCCGACGGCGGCAUCGUCAGCCUCAUCACCAUCAUCCCCGAGGAGAAGGGCGUCAACAACACCCUGGACCACGGCCUGUGCACCGCCUUCGAGGACGGCGCCUUCUCAAAGGUCGGCGACGAGGCGCAGGUGCCCUGGCGCGAGGCUUUUACGCCGGCCAUCACGGCCCGUCUCAACGAGAAUCUGCCUGGCGCGAACCUCACGGCCGAGGACACCAUCGCCUUCAUGCAGCUGUGCCCCUUCAACACCGUCGUCAACGGCACGCAAUCGCCGUUCUGCGAUCUCUUUACGCUGGAGGAGUGGAAGGACCUAGAGUACUACGAGACGCUGGGCAAAUACUACGGCUUCAACGCGGGCAACCCCCUCGGCCCCACCCAGGGCGUCGGCUUCACCAACGAGCUCCUCGCGCGGCUGACGGGCCAGGCCGUGGUGGACCGCACGUCGACCAACGCGACGCUGGACGCCGACCCGGCCACGUUCCCGCUCGACAAGAAGCUGUACGCGGACUUCAGCCACGACAACGACAUGAUGGCGAUCUACGGCGCGCUGGGCCUGUACAACGAGACGGCGGCGCUGUCCAAGACGAACCGGACGUCGGUGGCGGACGCCAAGGGAUUCACGGCCAGCUGGACCGUGCCGUUCGCCGCGCGCAUGUACGUGGAGAAGAUGAAGUGCGGUUCGGAUGAGGAGCUGGUCCGGAUUCUGGUGAAUGACCGGGUGGUUCCGCUCGUCGGGUGCGGCGCAGACGGGCUUGGGCGGUGUACGCUCGGGGCGUUUGUGGAUAGCAUGGGGUUUGCCAAGAGCGGAGGAAAAUGGGACCAGUGUUUUGUGUGAAUUUUGUUUGAUUUAAUACCCAGGAGUGUAAGGUGCCUUAGACGAAGGUAGACUUUGCAUUGCAUUACAGUACGGAGUAGUAGAUGGC